GUAGUUAAUUAUCAACUUGUGGGUGGGGCUGAAACUGCGGCGCAAAGAAAGCUUCGCCUAUGGAGUCAAUUUCUUUGUUCAUUCUUCGUCUCUCCUUCCCACUGCUACUAGUCCUGUCUAAUGGAGUCCUUUCAUCUGCUCCUGGCGACACUGGCGGGUACUGCUUAUCCAACUCGGCUCUACCGGACUACCCGCAAACGGUCAAACGGUUAAUGGACUCCUGGAGCUACGGACUACUACUGGGGCCCGGCGGAGUCUGGAGCACCAUUGAUGCUGAUAAUGACAAUAAAACUUGGUCCCCAGUUCCUCUUGAAACCUGCCGAGAGAGAGUCAGUAUUUCAGAACCUCAGAACCUUCCUCAGGACAACUGGCUCAUAACCCAAUACAUCAACAAGUCCAUACCUUCGCAGUACAACAAUGAGCCAGUCACAAUAUUCAUUAACAUAAGCUACAUACUGGACGCAUCUUGUGCUAGUGUGAACUGUAUCCCUAAUUUCCAGUUGCUCUAUCAUCUCUCCAAUGCUAGUGACAGUUCACUGGCUUCACACAGGCCUGGGUACUCACUGAUCAGUAAUGUCAGUUCUGUGGAUGACGUGACACUUCACAUGAAGACUUUCUCUUUUAAUUUGAGUCCGGCAGAUACAGGGUUUUAUAUUGCUAUUAGAGAUAUAGGUGCUAAUAUUACCAUAACUCGUCUAUUCGUCUAUCGUUUGAUUGGUCCCGCUAUGCAGUCUGGUCUAACCCUGUUCCCUGAGACCCCCGCCCCCACAACUGAUUGCAUUAAUAUAACAGGACUCUGUGUCGCUAAUGCCAAUACCAGUACUGGGUCCCUCCCUGUACUGAGUUUGAAUAUCAACGGCAGCUGGAGCUAUGAUGAUGUGUGUAUGUGCAUACCUGGACAUGAACUGAUGCUCAUUGAAGGAACUAAUCAAUGUCAAGCGUGUGCUCCAUCAACAUACAAGUCCACUCUAUCAAACACAGUCUGUACAUCAUGUCCUCCCAACUCAGACAGUACAGUACACGGCUCUAGUGUCUGUCAGUGUGACAGUGGCUUCUAUAGGGCACCUAAUGAUGGACCAUCUAUGCCAUGUACUGGUCCUCCCUCAGCUCCUGUUGGUAUAUUAGUGAACGUUACCACCAGCACCUACUCACUAAUUAGCUGGGGCACCCCCGCCAGCACUGGUGGUAGAACUGAUGUCUAUUAUGAUAUCUAUUACUAUAGCACUGCCAAUGCCACUAGGGUCAAAGCUAACCCUCAGCCAUUAUACGCUACAUCAUACAACUUCACUGGGCUCUCACCACUGACCACUUACCUGGUGACUGUAUCCGCUGAAAAUGGAGUUUCCAAUCAGUCUUCAAGCACUCAGAGGUCUAUCUUUAUAGCAAUUACCACUCCUGAAGGAGUUCCGAUGCCAGUAGUUGGUGUCAAGGUCCUGUCAGGUGGUCAGUAUGUUGAAUGGAAUGUCUCAUCAUCAGCUCAUGGUGUCAUCACUAUGUAUGAGGUCGUCUUUUAUGCUGACCUCAGCGAUCCUUCUCGUCGUGGUCGUUAUAUUCCAGUGCCUAGUGAUGUCACUGUCUAUCAGGUCAACAUUACUAGGGACUUUCCCUCCAGUGGACAACCUGUUUAUGUAUCUGUACGUGCCUAUACUCAAGUUGGUCCUGGAGAUUGGAGUGAACCAAUUGUGUUUUCUCAAACCAAUUCAUUAGCCCCCACUCAAAAAAGUCCAUCAUCAACUACAAGUAUAAAAAUAAUAGCAACUGUGACGUUAUCAACAACAAGUGGUUUGGCAACUACCAGUGUCUCAUCAUCAAGUCAAAUACCUGGUACUACAGAUCAAUCAACGACCACACCCACUGCCACACCUACUGAAUCCGGCUCUAAUCCAGUAGUCAGUAUAGUAGCAGUACUGGGCGGAGCCAUAGGAAUACUAUUAAUAGUAACACUAGGAGCAGUUGGGUAUUUUAUAUUUCGUAAGCUGAGACUCAAGUAUAUGGCAAAGGAGGAGACUGACCACCAUGUCCCCCUCGUUAAGUAUGAGGUGGUGUCGGGAGAAGAGGAGGAGAACAGGGUACAGAUUAACCCUCUCGCUGAAGACAGUUAAUUUUUUACUAUUUUGUGAUAAAACGGAAAAUCAAUAUUUUCUUAAUUUUGUUGUGUUGAUAGUUAAUGAUUGUGUUUUAGUACUUAUUGCGAUUAUUUUUUGUUAAAUUUGCAACUAUUUUUAGCCAACUAACCUCUUAUUUUGAAUUAAAUGUUUAAAAUUUUUAA
Messenger RNA from Amphimedon queenslandica, 2269 nucleotides. Its product is annotated as ephrin type-A receptor 4-like. Gene Ontology annotation, biological process: axon guidance; protein phosphorylation; ephrin receptor signaling pathway. The record is from RefSeq and is a predicted model, not a curated record. The transcript is spliced from 9 exons. Lineage: Eukaryota; Metazoa; Porifera; Demospongiae; Haplosclerida; Niphatidae. Gene Ontology annotation, cellular component: dendrite; plasma membrane. Gene Ontology annotation, molecular function: protein binding; transmembrane-ephrin receptor activity. The coding region runs from base 60 to 2102 and encodes 680 amino acids.